AAGCGGUUCCGUCUGGGCCGAGAAAUUUCCGGGCGUGGGAGAAAGCGCAAGUGUGGCCCGGUCGGGAACUGGAGGAAAGAAGCUUUUGGUGGAAAAGAGAUCAAAUCGAACCUCCAUCGAAAUAAUUGAUCCCAGAGUCACCAAUUGAUUGCGCUUCCCCAUCGCAUCGCAAUCAAUCCUUAUUUAAGGGCUCAGGACACGACUCACCCUCCAGUUCUUCAAGAUGCUUUCAAGGGUAGCACGACCGGCUCUGAGAGCUGGAGCUGCGGCUAUUCCUGCUCGUGCCGCCAACAAUGGAGCAGCUGGCUACGCUACCCUACGAGAAAUCGAAGGUCGUCUAAAGUCUAUCAAGAACAUCGAGAAGAUCACCAACACCAUGAAGAUCGUGGCCUCCACCAAGUUGACCCGUGCCCAACGUGUCAUGAACGACUCGCGAAAGUACGGCCAGACCUCAAACGAAGUCUUCGAAUCCGCCGAGACUAAGCCCCUCGAGGGUGAGGGCAAGAAGACCUUGUACAUCGUGUGCAGCUCCGACAAGGGUCUCUGCGGUGGUGUUCACUCCGGUCUCACGCGUUUUAUGCGCCGACGACUAGCUGCCAGCGACCAGCCUGCCGACCUGAUCCUCAUCGGAGAGAAGUCCAGGGCCCAGCUCAGCCGUACGAACGCCAAGGACAUCGUCCUCAGCUUCGCCAGUAUUGGAAAGGAUAUCCCGACCUUCACCGAUGCCCAGGCCAUCGCCGACCAGGUUACGCAGCUUCCUACUGACUACACCGACAUCAAGAUUGUGCACAACAAGUUCAUCAACGCUACCAGCUACGAACCCAUAAUCAUCGAGGCUUUCUCCGAGGAGGCCAUUGCCAACUCCCCCAACUUCUCCGCCUUCGAGGUUGACGAGGAGCUUCUGUCUAACCUCCGGGAAUACGCCCUAGCUAACUCUCUCUACUGGGCUCUUGCCGAGGGACACGCCUGCGAGAUCUCUGCCCGACAACAGGCUAUGGAUAACGCCUCCAAGAACGCUGGCGAGAUGAUCAGCAAGUACCAGAUUCUUUUCAACCGAACUCGUCAAGCCGUCAUUACAGGCGAACUGGUCGAAAUCAUCACUGGUGCCACCGCCUCGGAGGACAUGUAGAGCGGGUGAUAGAAAAAUAGAUGGGGUGGUGAAUGAUCCAAUCGCAUCUUCCCUUUGUAUCAAAGUACCCUAAGCAAAACCUCGGCGCUGUCGCCUUGGAUGUAUCAAUUCAACGAACUAGUUCCUCAGCCUUACUUGCCCUCUUUGUCCUCUUUGUUUUAUGUGACGCAGUUCUGUAUUUGACUGAAACAUCAACUUACUCCUGAAGCAGUGCUUGGAGGCUUUCUACGUGAGUUA
This is a messenger RNA of Daldinia decipiens, 1366 nucleotides long. Its product is annotated as ATP synthase F1 gamma. The transcript has 3 exons. Gene Ontology annotation, molecular function: proton-transporting ATP synthase activity, rotational mechanism. The record is from RefSeq and is a predicted model, not a curated record. Lineage: Eukaryota; Fungi; Ascomycota; Sordariomycetes; Xylariales; Hypoxylaceae. The coding region runs from base 224 to 1129 and encodes 301 amino acids. Gene Ontology annotation, biological process: proton motive force-driven ATP synthesis.